This is a messenger RNA of Plenodomus lingam JN3, 1896 nucleotides long. NCBI's taxonomy places the organism in Eukaryota, Fungi, Ascomycota, Dothideomycetes, Pleosporales, Leptosphaeriaceae. The record is from RefSeq and is a predicted model, not a curated record.
AUGCGGAUCCACCACUACGACCCACCCGAACAUGUGUUCGUCGGUAGAGACCAAGAGUAUCGUGGCAUACUCGACUAUGUACAGUAUAGCGCCGAGGCGACAGCAUUCUUGCUGAAGGCUGGUGCAAAACACGAGCCCAGCACUCAUGAUCUCGCGUCUCUUCUUGCCAAGAACCCGACUCGUUUCCUCAACACCAUUGGUCAGGAAAAGUAUCUCGACUUGUUAAGGAAGCUAGCAGAGCACGCCGCAAACCUUUGGAAAGACAAAGACUUGGUCAAGACAUUGAUCAAUUCUAGAAUGCUGCUCGGAUACCGGGAUAUCAAGGAAGAUGUGAAAAAGGAGGAAGCCGAUGGUGAGGAUCUAGAUGAUCUCGACGAGCCAAACAUGCAUCGCGAAUGGUCUCUGAACAAACCCAGCGAGAUUGUCAUCAUUGAUAAUGUCCAGUACAUGACCCGCUUUCGCGACUUUAUCAUUGCCGCACCUCAAGAAGAGUUGGUCGAAGAAUUUUAUGCCCGCUUUGGCGUACAAAAGGUUUCUGAGCUUGUGAAGACGGAUCAGCGCAUCGGCACGCCUGCUCGCGACCAGACACCUGCACAGGAUUUGCGUAGGGGUAUCUUGGAACGUGCGAGGCUCUUUUUGCACGAGUAUGAGCGCGAUGCGUCCUCCAAAGCCAUCAGGCACGACGUCAAGUGGCUUGGAUCAAAUUUGACGGUGCAGUGCGUGUCCGACAUAUCUAUUCGGUACUCGCUUGUGGAGCGCAACGUGGCAACGUCAGUAAAGCGAUCUGCGGCUAUUGUCAAAGUGCGUGGUACAGGCUAUGUCUUGAGCAUCACUAACAAGUAUGAUCUCUACGACGUUUCAAGCGAACUUGUCAGGCUUCUAGUCACGCGUCCAAAGCGCAACGAUGCGAUUGCGCUCGAACGCAUUUUGACUGAGCCUCUACGCCGAUUGCAGCAAAAGGGUAUCAAUGUCGAGCGCAUUUUGCGCCGAAAAGAACACGAGGCUCGUAUUGCGCGACAAGUCGAGCAAGAACGUGAAGAAGAGGAACAGCAGCGUAUCAUGGAGCAAAACAAGUCUGGCCUUGCAUGCGCUCCAGAGACUGAAAAUGUUCCACCACAAACACCCGAAAAGCCAGUUCAGAUGCCAGGCUCUUUUGGUAGUCCCGAAGCGGGCAUGGAAGUUGCAGAGCAUGGCCGUCGAUUGGCAGACAAGGGACUGAUCAACAACUGGGCCAAAAAGCUUGGGUUCAAGACUGCAGCGGAACAACCGUUUGCUGGUACUGAUGGCCCUCAGAUCAGUCGCGAUAUUCAAGCCACCAGGUCCAACAUACAAAAUGCCAUCAAGGAAUGUCGGCCAACAGGCAUGGCCAAUAUCAAUACAAGGCAUCAUCAGGAUCCGACCGAGUUGGACAAGGGCGGUUACUGCAAUGGAGAGCAGUGGGAAAACCUGCACAAGGCAUUCGCUGUGCCUUUUGCUGGCCGACAGAUUGACGUUUACUAUGGCCGCGAUGAGAGUGCGCCUCGUGCUGAGCUUGCCAGUCCGUUGUCAGCCUUUCUGCCACUUAUCUUUGGCCUCACCACUGUCUUUGCAGUCAACCCGGCUGCCGUCUGCAUCUUUCUCGACCGCAAGUCAAACACAGUCGCUUUCAAUAUGAGCGGCACCCUCUUCUUCAACUUGGCUUGGUUUAUGGCCUUGCACAGUGAGGGAUGUGCAACCAAGCAGGGCAAGCUGAGGGCUCUCGACAGCUGGUUCUUCACCUAUUGCCACGAAUUGGCGCAUAAUCUCGUGGCGGACCACAAUGCAAGGCACAGUUGGUAUCAGCAGCAAAUCGCCAUAGAGUACAGCCAGCAGUAUCGUGCUGCCCUCGAGGACUUCACGCAGGGAUUACUGACUUGA